Molecule: messenger RNA, 2229 nt
Organism: Caenorhabditis auriculariae
Lineage: Eukaryota; Metazoa; Nematoda; Chromadorea; Rhabditida; Rhabditidae
Source: the annotation of a GenBank genome assembly
AUGGGCGGUCGUCAGUCCGUCGUUGAAGAGAGACCCCGUUCUAACUCUGUCGAUACAGGGCAGGUAUCACAAAGACAGUCCGCGGGAAGAGGCCUCACCGCUGCCGAGUUUAUCCAGGUAACUUUUAUCCUCCUAAUCAAUUUCAAAACUGUUGUUAAUGUUUUAAGUUCCGUAUAACUUGAUCCGAAAUUCAAAAUUUAAAGACUGUUCGCAACGCUAGGAUUCUGAGCUCCUCUUCCGAUUCGAACGCUUCGGAAGACGAUGCCGGUCCCUCCGCUGUUCCAUCUCAGAGCAGGUUUUUCUCUCUGCCUUUUUUUUUUAAUUUAGCUGUACUGGAGAGAUUUGAUAAUUAUUCUUACCUCCCGAUAAGUGUGUUUCUGAAAUGUUUAUUGCAAAAUCCAAUUUAACAAACUGGAACUGUGGGAAUGAUAAUUGUCCUAAAAAUAUAAAGCUCGAGAUUCGUGAAGACUUGAAGUGGUUCCAGAGAAGAAAGUAUCCUUGCUUUUCUGAUGGCUUUUUUGCAACUGAUAUUUUGUUUCCACUUUCCAAUUGUUCUAUAUUUUCAUUACUUCAAGCUUCUCCGUAUCUUCAUCCCCACAAAAAAGCACAUUUUUUUACAAGAGCAUUUUUUUAAAGACCGAGGGGCAGUUCUUCUUAUGUACGCGGUGGGAGACUUCACGGACAUUUCAGUCGUCGUUCCAUGCCGAUGUUCAUGAUGGGUGCGUAGUUCAUGGUUCUCCCAAAUACAGAGCAAUCUGAAGGUGACAUGACGUGUCCGGUGUGCCACAAGGUUGUACCGUCCGACGACGCCGACGUCCACCUUGUCAUGUGCUUGACACGCCCCAAGAUUACAUAUAACGGUUCGCCUCAGUUCUUUGGGUUUUCCAGUAUUAAUCUCACACAGUUCAGACGACGUCCUCAAAGAGCAAAAAGGAGAGUGCACAAUUUGUUUCGAAGACAUGGCUGCUGGAGAUCUUAUCGCACGUCUUCCAUGCCUCUGUAUCUACCAUAAAACGUCAGUUUCGGCUUCUUACCUUUGAAUGAGGAAAAUAUUCCGAAGCAGGGCAAAGGACUGAGUCCCACCCCCAGCCCAAUGCUCGAAAAAAAAAAAUCUAAAAUGUACUGAAAAUGGCGGCAUGUGAGCAAGGACUUAUAUAGCGUGACAAACGUGGAGAAACCAGAAGCUCUGUCUCCACGUUUUCCAUGCUCUCUAAUUAAUUUCAAGGACGGUUUUAAAAAUCCCGUCUUAACAAGGAGUGUAAAUGAAUUCAAAAAAACCAUAAUGAAAGAUGUACUUAAAUGAUAAAAAAAUAUAGUUGUAUGUUAAAGUUUUGUGUCACUAAUAAUAGUUUUUUUUCAUUGCCAGUUAAAACAAGAAAAAUAAGAAGUUGGGAAAGGGCGUUGCGCACGCGAUGCGGCUUUUUGGCGGGAAAAAUCGAGGCCAAACGCAAUCAUGGCAAAAACAAAGAAAAAAUAAUUUUUUUAUAUAUUUAUUCGUUCGACUGAUUUUAUUCGAACUCAUGAAAAUUUUCGAAAAAAAUCCUUAACUUCAAAAAAGGGGGGGGCGGGGUUCCCGCCAAGAAGCCGCGUCGAGAAAACGCGUCAAUCUUGCCAAACUCACCAUCUUGCCUAUCAAGUCAAGAAGGGUUGAAAAUACCAAGAGAUUAUGACACAUUCACAUAAAUCAAGAAAAUAUAUGAUCAGAGUUGCUGACGGGACUCACCGGGUCGCCUCGCGAUUUGAAGCAGUCGACCCGCAAAGAUGUUUGAAUUUCAUUCCUUCUUCGGGUCAUCUUUUUUCAUUCAAUUAGGCUCAUUUCCUUAUUCUUAUAAAAAUUAAAAUAGUUUUGAGUCUUGGCAAAAAUUUUAUAGGCCAUUCCGCGCUAGCUUGUCACGUUUUUCUUCCCGCCAAAAGUCCAGGGCAAAUUUAACCGACUUUCGCUUCAAGACCUUCGUUUCUUGCCGUUAUAAAAGCAGAAAUUUGAUCUAAUUUGAUAUGCGGUAUUUUUGGCGGGAAGAAAAACGUGACAAGCUGGCGCGGAAUAGGCUAUAUCGAAAAUUUGAAUAAUUGCAUUACAGCUGAUCUUAAACCUUCCCUCGAAGGUCAAAAAUAGUCAUAAUUCGUGGUUUUUUUUUUCUGAGACGCUCUCCUACUCACUUCUUUUACAGAUGUAUCGACGAAUGGUUCAAACGGAAGAACUGCUGUCCCGAACAUCCGGGCGACGACUGA